CUCUUUCCUUAUCUUUAUUACGUAACCCAACAGCUUACGUGAAGUAUCACCUAUUAUUUAACCUUCUUUUCCCCCCUAUUUCACUCUCGACUGUGAAAACCAAAAUGUCAUUUGUUAGAUUCUAACAAACAAGUAGUUGAUUAACAGCCGCACGGGCAAGGGCCACAACCCCAUGAAUCAGGGGAGAUCAGCAUAUUCCGAAGAACCAUUCAAUUUUUUAAGAGAGAGAGAGAGAGAGAGAGAUUCUAGCUUAUCUCUCUCACUUCUGCUCUCUUUCUGUCCAACUAUAUCAGUUGCGCACUAAAAGUAUAAGUCUGUCUCACAAUCACAUAACUUGUACUAUAUACUAUGGUAGCUCUUGCUUCCUUUACUCUGCUUCCUCGUCCUCAUCUCUCCUGUGACCAUAUUCCCAAUACCUAUUCGAAGAAAACACUAAUUUACAGACCAAUUAACCUUAAAAAUUUGGCUUCUAGUUCUACCACUCUUCCUCGGAUGUCUGUUUCAUCAAAUUUGCAACAAGUUGAUGGCAAAUAUUCUCUUCCUUCUCUUAAAGCCAUUCUGUUUGAUAUUGACGGGACAUUGUGUGAUUCAGAUCCUAUCCAUUAUUACGCUUUUCGUGAAAUGCUUCAAGAGGUAGGUUUCAAUGGUGGUAUUACUAUAACUGAGGAAUUCUUUGUUAAUAAUAUUAGUGGCAUGCAUAAUGAGGAGUUAUGCAGAGUUCUCUUGCCUGAUUGGGAUCUCCAAAGAGCAAGGAAAUUUAUGGAAGAUAAGGAAGACUUGUUCCGAAGAUUGGCAGCCGAACAGUUAAAGCCAGUUCAGGGCUUAGAGAACUUGUGCAAAUGGAUCGAAGAACGCGGCUUAAAACGCGCAGCGGUGACGAACGCUCCAAGGCCAAAUGCCGAGCUCAUAAUUUCAAUACUAGACCUUACAAAUUUCUUCGAAAUUCUCGUCAUUGGAAACGAAUGCGAUCGAGCAAAACCAUUUCCUGACCCAUAUCUAAAGGCCCUCCAAGCACUUGAAGUGUCACAAGAGCACGUUUUCGUAUUGGAGGAUUCUGUUUCAGGAGUGAAAGCUGGAGUAGCAGCCGGGAUGCCAGUGGUGGGUUUAGGCACCAGAAACCCUGAAAACUUACUCCUAGAUGCUGGAGCCUCCUUUGUUAUCAAAGAUUUUGAUGACCCAAAACUGUGGACUGCGUUGGAUAACAUUUGAGAGAAGCAAGAGUUUCGGAAACUUGAAACAACAGUAAAAAUUGGUUUAGCAUAGGAAUUGGAAAAUUGGGAGACAGUU
Messenger RNA from Morus notabilis, 1287 nucleotides. Its product is annotated as haloacid dehalogenase-like hydrolase domain-containing protein Sgpp. The transcript has 5 exons. Bases 349 to 1209 code for a protein of 286 amino acids. Lineage: Eukaryota; Viridiplantae; Streptophyta; Magnoliopsida; Rosales; Moraceae. The record is from RefSeq and is a predicted model, not a curated record.